Molecule: messenger RNA, 1449 nt
Organism: Nezara viridula (southern green stink bug)
Lineage: Eukaryota; Metazoa; Arthropoda; Insecta; Hemiptera; Pentatomidae
Source: the annotation of a GenBank genome assembly
AUGGGCACCUCUGCUCAUUGAAUAAAUUUGUAACACACUUUCCCAGUAUAUUAAUAUUUAUACACCUGUAUGACAAUAAAUUUGAUGUUUCAGAUGAAAGAGAAGUCGAAGAACGCGGCGCGGAGCCGCAGAGAGAAAGAAAACACGGAGUUCCUUGAGUUGGCCAAACUUCUUCCUCUUCCAUCUGCUAUCACCUCUCAGCUGGACAAGGCGUCCAUCAUCAGGCUCACCACAUCAUAUCUCAAAAUGAGGCACCUCUUCCCACACGGUCUUGGCGACGCUUGGGGAGCUGCGCCACAGUCCCAGCCCAGGGAGGCCACCAUCAGGGAGCUGGGGUCACAUCUACUUCAGACUCUUGAUGGCUUUAUCUUCGUAGUCGCUCCAGAUGGUAAAAUCAUGUACAUAUCAGAGACCGCUUCUGUACACCUUGGUCUAUCACAGGUGGAACUGACCGGGAACAGCAUGUUCGAAUACAUCCACCCCAACGACCACGAGGAGAUGUCUUCGGUGCUGUCCCUCCACCAGCCGCUGCACCACCACCCUCUUCUGCAAGAAUUCGAGAUGGAGCGGGCCUUCUUCAUCAGGAUGAAGUGCGUCUUGGCCAAAAGGAACGCGGGUUUAACGACGGCGGGAUACAAGGUGAUCCACUGCUCAGGGUACCUGAAGGUGAAGCAGUUCCCGAUCGAGGGUGCCGGGUUCGAGACCUGCUACCAGAACGUGGGGCUGGUGGCCGUGGGGCACUCUCUGCCCCCUUCCGCCAUCACCGAGAUCAAGCUCCACUCCAACAUGUUCAUGUUCAGGGCUUCCCUCGACCUCAAGCUCAUCUUCCUCGACGCCAGGGUUUCUCAACUGACUGGCUACGAACCACAGGACCUAAUAGAAAAGACAUUGUACCAAUACAUACACAGCAGCGACAUGAUGCACAUGCGUUACUCUCAUCACACGUUGUUAGCCAAAGGGCAGGUGACGACCAAGUACUACAGGUUCCUUGCUAAGGAGGGCGGCUGGGUAUGGAUGCAAAGCUACGCGACCAUCGUCCACAACUCCAGGUCAAGCAGGCCUCACUGUAUUGUCAGCGUCAACUACGUCCUAAGCGACCACGAGGCUAAAGACUUACUGCUGUGCUACAGCGGCACAGAGGAGAGGAUAGAACCGAGGCCGGCACCGCAGCCCAAGUACGUGCCCGAAGAGUACGCAGAACACCACCACCUAUAUUUAAGCCAACAAGUUGCGGUUUACCAACAAGACUACAGCGGGGAGUGCAGCGGAGCAGACUACUCCGGCUACACUGAGCUCUACUACCCGACGGACGGACCCAUCAUCCAAGACCAGAGGCCCUACUCCUCCAGCAGCUCUUGUUCCAGCCACGAAGAGCACCACUACAUCCCCCCGCCCUACGCAAGUGUCAUCGUAGAUUCCGCUGGUCUCGUCAACCAGUUCGUCCACUAA